Molecule: messenger RNA, 916 nt
Organism: Punctularia strigosozonata HHB-11173 SS5
Lineage: Eukaryota; Fungi; Basidiomycota; Agaricomycetes; Corticiales; Punctulariaceae
Product: NAD(P)-binding protein
Exons: 10
Coding region: 1-783 (260 amino acids)
Molecular function (GO): oxidoreductase activity, acting on the CH-OH group of donors, NAD or NADP as acceptor
Source: RefSeq, a predicted model, not a curated record
AUGUUAGGCGAAAGGAUUGCUCUCGUUACUGGCGCCGCGCAAGGUAUAGGACGUGCCGUUGCAUUGCGACUCGCCGACGAUGGCUUUGACGUGGCUGUCAACGAUAUGAUACCGAAGGCUACGGAGCUCGAAGAGCUUCAGGCGGAAAUUGAAGGUAAAGGCCGUCGGGCUUGUGUGGUGCUCGCGGACAUAUCCGACGAGAGGGGGGUUCAGAGGAUGGUAGACGAUGCUGUAGCUACGCUCGGCGGGCUGGAUGUGAUGGUUGCGAACGCCGGGAUCACACUGCUGAAAGGAUUCAUGGAUACUACCGUUGCUGAAUGGGAUCGUCUUUUCGACGUUAACGCGCGGGGAGCCAUGCUCUGCUAUCAGAUUGCAGCCAAGGUUAUGAUCAAGCAGGGCAGGGGCGGUCGAAUCGUCGGUGCCUGUUCUUCGGCUGGAAAGAAAGCAAUUCCUUCAUUCAGCGCUUAUUCUGCCACCAAGUAUGCCGUGCGGGCAAUUACGCAGACAGCUGCCGCAGAGCUCGGUAAAUAUGGCAUUACAGUCAAUGCAUACGCCCCUGGUCCAAUUUCGGGACACAUGAUGGACAGCAUGAUUCUUGAGACCGCGUCGGCCGUUGGAGCGGAUCCAGAUACGAUCAAGAAACAACUUAACGGUGCCGCCGCUGUAGGACAUACCGGCGAGCCACGAGACGUGGCGAAUCUGGUUUCCUUCCUUGCGUCUCAAGAAUCUCGGUUCAUCACAGGCCAAACUAUCGUGUGCGAUGGCGGGGUCAUAUAUGAUUAAGAUCGAAGGAGAUCGACGCGCCUCGAAGCUGGAGUUCAUGCAGAAUGCAUUCGGGAUUCAGACUUACUCACUGCCCGCGGGGAAUUCGUGUCAAUAGGUGUACAUCGGUGUAUAUGCGCGAUAUGAAUAUACU